Trichechus manatus latirostris (Florida manatee) is the source of this 939-nucleotide messenger RNA. Its product is annotated as olfactory receptor 1019-like. Bases 1 to 939 code for a protein of 312 amino acids. Gene Ontology annotation, molecular function: G protein-coupled receptor activity; olfactory receptor activity; odorant binding. Gene Ontology annotation, biological process: sensory perception of smell; G protein-coupled receptor signaling pathway. The record is from RefSeq and is a predicted model, not a curated record. The transcript has a single exon. Lineage: Eukaryota; Metazoa; Chordata; Mammalia; Sirenia; Trichechidae. Gene Ontology annotation, cellular component: membrane.
AUGGAAGCUGAAAACCACACUUUAUUUACCGACUUUAUAUUCUUAGGGUUUUCUGACAGAAAGAAUGUGCAGCAGGGGCUCUUUGUGCUCUUUCUCCUGGUUUAUGGCAUAACUGUGAUUGCAAAUCUAGGGAUGAUCCUACUGAUCAAGAUAAACCCCAGACUUCAUAUACCCAUGUAUUAUUUCCUAAGCAAUCUGUCGUACUGUGAUGUCUGCUACUCCUCCACUGUCUCUCCCAAGAUGCUGGCUGAUUUCUUAUCUGAACAAAAGAGGAUUCCAUAUAACUUAUGUGCCAUUCAGAUGUAUUUUUUUGGAGCUUUUGCCGAUGUGGAAUGCCUCAUAUUAGCUGCAAUGGCCUAUGACCGUUAUGUAGCCAUUUGCAAUCCACUUCUGUAUACAAUUGUCAUGUCUAGGCAGGUCUGUGCCCAGCUAGUGGCUGGUGCUUACAUUGUGGGGUUGGUGGAUUCAGCAAUCCACACUUGCUGCACAUUUCAACUGUCCUUCUGCAAGUCCAAUGUUAUCAAUCACUUCUUCUGUGACAUUCCACCCUUGCUAUCCCUCUCCUGCUCAGAUACAUCCAUCAAUGAGAUAGUGAUGUUCACUUUUAUCGGCUGUGUUAUAGGGUGCAGCAUCGUAACCAUUCUUCUCUCCUAUAGCUAUAUCAUAACUACCAUCCUAAGAAUGAACUCAGCUGAGGGGAGACACAAAGCCUUUUCCACUUGUGCCUCCCACUUAACUGCUGUGGCUAUAUUCCAUGGUACACUCCUGUUCAUGUAUUUCCGACCAAGCUCGAGUUACUCAAUGGACACUGACAAAAUGGCGUCUGUGUUCUACACAGUUGUGAUCCCUGUGUUAAACCCACUGAUCUACAGUCUGAGGAAUAAGGAUGUGAAAGGUGCUCUGAAAAAAACCAUCAGCACUAAAUUAUGUUCUAGGUGA